Erinaceus europaeus (western European hedgehog) is the source of this 2604-nucleotide messenger RNA. RefSeq names its product spliceosome associated factor 1, recruiter of U4/U6.U5 tri-snRNP (gene SART1). Lineage: Eukaryota; Metazoa; Chordata; Mammalia; Eulipotyphla; Erinaceidae. The record is from RefSeq and is a predicted model, not a curated record. Gene Ontology annotation, cellular component: U4/U6 x U5 tri-snRNP complex. The transcript is spliced from 19 exons. Bases 85 to 2535 code for a protein of 816 amino acids. Gene Ontology annotation, biological process: mRNA cis splicing, via spliceosome; maturation of 5S rRNA.
CAGCGGCUGCCUGGCGACCCGGAAGUGUUCCCAUUUUGCGUCGUCGGGGCUCGGCGGCGGCCGGGCUCGGGCAGACGUGACUCCAUGGGGUCGUCCAAGAAGCACCGCGGGGAGAAGGAAGCGGCCGGGACGACGGCGGCGACCGGCACCGGGGGCGCCACCGAGCCGCCGCCGCGUCACCGGGAACACAAGAAACACAAGCACCGCAGCGGCGGCGGCAGCGGCAGCGGUAGCGGCAGCGGCGAGCGACGGAAGCGGAGCCGGGAGCGCGGGAGCGGGCGGCGCGGGAGCGAGGCGGAGGCCCGCGGGGGCGCGCACGGGCGGGAGCGCAGCCAGGCCGAGGCCUCGGAGCGGCGGGUGAAGCGGGAGAAGCGCGAUGACGGCUACGAGGCCGCCGCGGGCUCUAAAGCCAGCUCCGGAGGAGGAGGAGGAGGAGGAGGAGCAGCAGCAGACGCCUCGUCGCUCAGCAUCGAGGAGACCAAUAAGCUCCGGGCGAAGUUGGGGCUGAAGCCCUUGGAGGUCAAUGCCGUGAAGAAGGAGGCGGGCACCAAGGAGGAGCCCGUGGCCGCCGAGGUCAUCAACCCCAUGGCCCUGCGCCAGCGGGAGGAGCUGCGGGAGAAGCUGGCGGCCGCCAAGGAGAAGCGUCUGCUGAACCAGAAGCUUGGGAAGGUCAAGACGCUGGGGGAAGAUGACCCCUGGCUGGAUGACACGGCGGCCUGGAUCGAGCGCAGCCGGCAGCUGCAGAAGGAGAAGGACUUGGCAGAGAAGAGGGCCAAGCUGCUGGAAGAGAUGGACCAAGAGUUCGGGAUCAGCUCCCUGGUGGAGGAGGAGUUCGGGCAGAGGCGGCAGAACCUGUACAGUGCCCGGGAUCUGCAGGGCCUCACCGUGGAGCACGCCGUCGAGUCCUUCCGGGAGGGGGAGACCGUGAUCCUCACCCUCAAGGACAAAGGCGUGCUGCAGGAGGAGGAGGACGUCCUGGUGAACGUGAACAUGGUGGACAAGGAGCGGGCGGAGAAGAACGUAGAGCUGCGCAAGAAGAAGCCCGACUACCUGCCCUACGCGGAGGACGAGAGCGUGGACGACCUGGCGCGGCCGAGGCCCCGCUCCGUGCUGGCCAAGUACGACGACGAGCUGCAGGGCGAGCGGCCGCGCUCCUUCCGCCUGGACCAGGGCGGCGCGGCCGACGGGCUCCGGGAGCGCGAGCUGGAGGAGGUGCGCGCGCGGCUGCGGCUGCAGGCUCAGUCCCUGAGCAGCGGCGGGCCCCGGCUGGCCUCCGAGUACCUCACGCCCGAGGAGAUGGUGACCUUUAAGAAGACCAGGCGCAGGGUGAAGAAGAUCCGCAAGAAGGAGAAGGAGGCGGUGAUGCGGGCGGACGACCUGCUGCCCCUCGGCGACCAGACCCAGGACGGGGACUUCGGCUCCAGGCUGCGGGGCCGAGGCCGCCGAGUGCCCGAGGGCGACGAGCCCCCGGAGGAGGAGGAGCCGGAGCCGGCCCCGCAGCCCGCGCGCUCCCCGCAGCCGCAGUCGGACGACACCCGCGUGGAGAACAUGGACAUCAGCGACGACGGCGACGACGAGGACGCCCUGCCGGCCGGGUCCCCCGGGGCGCUGGAAGAGGACGAGGCCGAGCUGGAGCUGCAGAAGCAGCUGGAGAAGGGGCGGCGACUGCGGCAGCUCCAGCAGCUGCGGGACAGCGGGGAGAAGGUCGUGGAGAUCGUGAAGAAGCUGCAGUUGCGCAGGCGCGGCGGGGAAGAGGACGAGGACCCCGAGCGCAAGGGCGCCAUCGUGUUCAACGCCACCUCCGAGUUCUGCCGCACGCUGGGCGAGAUCCCCACCUACGGGCUGGCCGGCAACCGCGAGGAGCAGGAGGAGCUCAUGGACUUCGAGCGGGACGAGGAGCGCUCGGCCAACGGUGGCUCCGAGUCGGACGGGGACGAGAACAUCGGCUGGAGCACCGUGAACCUGGACGAGGAGAAGCAGCACCAGGACUUUUCCGCCUCCUCCACCACCAUCCUGGACGAGGAGCCCAUCGUGAACAGAGGGCUGGCGGCCGCCCUGCUCCUCUGCCAGAACAAAGGGCUGCUGGAGACGACGGUGCAGAAGGUGGCCCGGGUGAAGGCGCCCAACAAGUCCCUGCCAUCGGCCGUGUACUGCAUCGAGGACAAGAUGGCCAUUGAUGACAAGUACAGCCGGCGGGAGGAGUACCGCGGCUUCACGCAGGACUUCAAGGAGAAGGACGGCUACAAGCCGGACGUGAAGAUCGAGUACGUGGACGAGACGGGCCGGAAGCUCACGCCCAAGGAGGCCUUCCGGCAGCUGUCCCAUCGCUUCCACGGCAAGGGCUCGGGCAAGAUGAAGACGGAGCGGCGCAUGAAGAAGUUGGACGAGGAGGCGCUCCUGAAGAAGAUGAGCUCCAGCGACACGCCCCUGGGCACCGUGGCUCUGCUGCAGGAGAAGCAGAAGGCCCAGAAGACACCCUACAUCGUGUUGAGCGGUAGCGGCAAGAGCAUGAACGCGAACACCAUCACCAAGUGAAGCCAUCCACCCCGCCAGUUCCCUCCAGGAUUUCAAUUUGAAUACAAAAUAAAGCCCCUCCUUAUUUUU